Messenger RNA from Ectocarpus sp. CCAP 1310/34, 713 nucleotides. Lineage: Eukaryota; Phaeophyceae; Ectocarpales; Ectocarpaceae. The record is from the annotation of a GenBank genome assembly.
AGCAGUAAGGCGUCGCGGCGAGACAUAUCUUCCAAGGGCGAAUACAGACAGAGGAUUGCUGCCGGGUGCCCUCAGACCUUUCCUCCUUGCGUAACGAGAAGGGAGUGCUGCACACAACGCCUAGGAGGAGCCGAGCGGAUUGAAGGCGAGUCAGAGCGGCUGUACGCAGCGAGCGGAGAGAGGGGUUAGCGCAACGUAAGACACAACCGCGAGCGAUCGAGGCAAAAGCAACAACCGGCGACUUACAGCUGCAAAGGAGAGGAGCGAAUACGACGCAACACCGGCAGUGGGAGCACACUGUGUUGGUGAGGUCGUUCGCCACUACCGAAAGAACAAGACGGAUUAAAAAAAACGCAGCACUCGAGGCAGGAAAGCGGGAACGCCCCACAACACAAGAGCUUAGUCUAAGCUUAUCCUCUCCCCACCGCGCUUUCGGUCUGCCUCCACCGCAACGCACACAAGGGGCAAAAAGGACCGGUGGUUGGUCCCAUGAGGCGAAAACAGCAGUCGUCGUCGGGCGCAGGAGCCGUGAGCAAUCACGACCUUUACGAUGCUGACCCGCCAAGGCCAGGACGCCUGCUCGGUAUGUCAGCACCUGUGUCGGCGCCACAAGGCGGCGCGGCCGCCUUCAAUGCCGCGAGCAGGGGAUUGAGCUUCCCGGGCGCAACUGCAGCGUCGGGGGGGGGGCAGGGGGGCGGGGGCGGGGGCGGGGG